Molecule: messenger RNA, 1239 nt
Organism: Hordeum vulgare subsp. vulgare (domesticated barley)
Lineage: Eukaryota; Viridiplantae; Streptophyta; Magnoliopsida; Poales; Poaceae
Product: putative glucose-6-phosphate 1-epimerase
Exons: 10
Coding region: 58-1005 (315 amino acids)
Biological process (GO): carbohydrate metabolic process
Molecular function (GO): isomerase activity; carbohydrate binding
Source: RefSeq, a predicted model, not a curated record
UCUAAAACCAAACAGAGAACCACCGAAGUCUCAGCCUCUCCGAGAGGCCAAGCAGAAAUGGCGGCUUCCUGCACGCUCACCGUCCCUGGCCCCUUCGCCGCCGCCUCCUCCACUUCAGCCCGUCGCCACAGGCGAUUCGGGGUGGUUGCCAUGGCCAGCGCGGGGCAGAAGGUGUACGCGACCGGCGUGGCCGUCUCCGAGGGCAACGGCGGCCUGCCCAAGAUCAGCCUCAAAUCCCCGCACGGGAGUGAGGCUGAGAUUUAUCUAUUUGGAGCAUGCGUUACGUCUUGGAAGGUUCCCAGUGGAAAGGACCUGCUCUUUGUCAGACCAGAUGCUGUGUUCAACGGCCAGAAACCCAUCAGCGGUGGAAUUCCACAUUGUUUCCCCCAGUUUGGCCCCGGCCCUAUGCAGCAGCAUGGAUUUGCGAGGAAUGUGAAUUGGUCUAUUACUGAUUCAGAAGUCACAGAAGGAGAUCCAACUGUAACUUUGGAACUAAAAGAUGACUCGUACAGCCGUGCAAUGUGGGAUUUUAGUUUCCAAGCUUUAUACAAGGUUGCCCUGCACUCUACAAGCCUGUCAACGACCCUGACAAUAAUAAAUACAGACGACAAACCUUUCUCAUUCAACUCAGCCCUCCACACUUAUUUCAGUGCUUCCAUUGCCGGUGUAUCAGUGAAAGGUCUCAAAGGUAGCAAGACUCUCAAUAAGGAUCCUGACCCUAAGAAUCCUCUGGAGGGCAAAGAAGAAAGGGACGAGGUGACCUUUCCAGGAUUUGUGGACUGUGUUUACCUUGGCGCACCGAGUGAGCUUACCCUGGACAAUGGAUUGGGUGACAAAAUUGUGAUAUCAAACACAAACUGGUCAGAUGCAGUGUUGUGGAAUCCUCAUUUGCAGAUGGAGGCAUGCUACAAAGAUUUUGUUUGUGUUGAAAAUGCAAAGAUUGAAACAGUACAGCUGGGUCCAAAAGAAUCUUGGGUGGCAGAGCAGAAAAUUGAACUUGUCUGAAGCUAAUGAGUUGAGAACAGUACAGUGCGUCGCGAGUAUAUUAUCAAAGGACAGAGAUCAGUCGCGAGAUCAGGUGACAUGCACGUUUGCAUGUCACCGUGUGCCUUGCGGCCUUUUACGUGUUUGGCAAUGUAAACAUGUGUCAUUCCCCAGUAUACUUCAACUUAUGCUCUCACAUCAGAUGUACAUCUUAACUAUCUUAUGUUUAUGAGUAAAUAAAUAAUUUAGUUCUUA